GGAAUAUGUGUUUUUUACUGAGAAUAGCCGUAUAAUCAGGAUUUCCUGGGAAUUACGUCAUCGUAGCUUCCAUAGUUCCAAGAUGGCCGCCUCCGUGAUCCUGAAUUUUAAUGUUGGAGUUUUGGGGCAUGUUGACAGCGGAAAAACGAGCUUAGUAAAAGCCCUGAGUACUGUUGCAAGUACUGCAGCAUUUGAUAAGAACCCCCAAAGUAAGGAGAGGGGCAUAACUUUAGAUUUGGGCUUCUCCUCAUUCACUGUUGACCUCCCAGAACAGCUCCAAGAUGGAAAACAUGAAAAGUUGCAGUACACACUUGUUGACUGUCCUGGCCAUGCCUCCCUCAUCAGGACAAUCAUUGGAGGUGCACAGAUCAUUGACUUGAUGAUGUUGGUCGUUGAUGUCACUAAAGGAAUGCAGACCCAGACUGCCGAGUGUCUUGUCAUCGGAGAGAUCACUUGCGAUAAAAUGAUCGUCGUCCUCAACAAAGUUGACAUGCUCCCCGAGGCAAAGAGAGCAGCUGCCAUUGAAAAGAUGUCCAAGAGGUUAUUGAAGACAUUGGAAACAACCAGAUUUGUUAACUCGCCUAUUGUGUCAGUUGCUGCAAGGCCAGGUGGACCAGAGGGUCAAGGAACAGAGGUUAUUGAUGUUGACAAGUUGAUAGAGGCCCUCAAACAGAACACAUACAAACCAAAUCGUAGUCCACAGGGAACCUUUAUCUAUGCUGUGGAUCACUGUUUCUCAAUCAAAGGGGUUGGAACUGUCAUGACAGGGACCGUCCACCAUGGCAGUGUGUCUGUCGGAGAUACAGUUGAGAUUCCCUCCAUGAAGAUUUCUAAGAAAGUGAAGUCCAUCCAAAUGUUCAAGCAGCCGGUUGAAAAGGCAAUUCAGGGUGACCGCGUUGGAAUCUGCGUCACUCAAUUCGAUCCUAAGCUUCUGGAGAGGGGACUAGUCUGCAGCCCUGGUGCCCUUCCCACAAUCUCCGCUGCCAUAAUUUCAGUCAAGAAGAUACCGUAUUUCAAGGGUAACGUCAUGACGAAGGCAAAGUUUCAUAUCACGAUGGGACAUGACACGGCCAUGGGGCGGGUGUCAUUUUUUGGUUGUGAAGAGGAAACCCCUGAAACUGCUUCAAUGGAUUAUUCCAGAGAAUAUAAAUACCAAGAUGAAUUUAUAAUGACCGAUAAAAAAGAUGGUGCUACUGAAGACAAUUAUUUCCCAAAACGUCAAUAUGCGUUGAUUGAGUUGGAACGACCUUUGACCUGUGCUCCAAACUGUUUGGUGAUUGGUUCGAGGCUUGAUACUGAUAUUCAUGCAAAUGUAUGCCGAAUUGCAUUCCAUGGCCAAAUGUUGGAAGCGAUCACGGACAUUAAAUAUCGCGAGACAGUUUUGCCAAAGUUGAAGGUUUUCAAGAAUAAAAGUCGCGAGGGCUUGGUCGAGAGGGUGACGGAUGAAUACACGAUUAUCGGAAAGGCGUUGUUUAAGAAGGAGACAAAUCUCAAUGCAUUUGUUGGCCUCAAGGUGUCGCUGUCCAGUGGGGAGCAGGGCGUGAUUGAAGGAGGAUUUGGUCAGAGUGGAAAGUUCAAAGUCAGAGUGCCAAAUGGUCUUCAACCGACCACUGUCCAGAGAUACGCAGGAAAGAAGAAGGGCAAGAAAGGGAAAGACACAGGAGCAGAAGAGGAACCACCUGCGGCAGAGGGACAGGAAGCAAUCAAAAUAUUCCUUAAUUUUAAACGCUUCAUCUACGAUCCAAAGAAACAGAUGUUCCAGACAUGACAAGGAUGAAGACUCGUGUACCAUAGACGUUGUGUUUCUGUCAAGUCAAUGGUUGAUCACUCUUGGUACGUUGGUUGCAAGGCACAGAUGAUGUCAAUUGUUGUUUUGUAUGCAAAGGGCAUAUCUGUGAUUCAUGAAAGAUUAAAGUAUUAUAUUGUGGAAUAAAAUUUUAGUUCAAG
Molecule: messenger RNA, 1947 nt
Organism: Lineus longissimus
Lineage: Eukaryota; Metazoa; Nemertea; Pilidiophora; Heteronemertea; Lineidae
Product: selenocysteine-specific elongation factor-like
Exons: 6
Coding region: 83-1768 (561 amino acids)
Biological process (GO): selenocysteine incorporation
Molecular function (GO): GTP binding; GTPase activity; translation elongation factor activity
Source: RefSeq, a predicted model, not a curated record